AUGUUUAUUAAUACAAUAUUAAGUUUAUUACUUUUAACAAUUAUUGUAAAAAGUAAUGAGACUGUUAAUGAUUCUAAAUCACUUCAAGAAAAAAAACUUUAUGAUCAUGUUAAUGAAAUGAAAGAAUAUAAAGUUCGUAGAAAAAGAAAUUGUUGUGCCACCUGUCCACAUGGAAGAGAUUGUGGUUGUGGUGAUUGUUCUUCUUUUCAUAAUCUUCAAUGUCGUUCAGAAUGUAUGCCUUCAUGUGAAAAAUUUUGUAUUCAAGGUAUUUAUAUUUUUAAUGGAUGGAAUCAUAACCUUAAUAAUUUUUUAAUACCACCUCAAUCUUAUGAAGUUCAAACUGUUUAUGAAGUACAACAACCAAGAAUGUGUAUUGAUCAAUGUAUGCCUAAAUGUGAACCAAUGUGUGUCAAUAGAAUUAAUAUUGCUAUACCUCAACCUAAAUGUCAUGAUCUUUGCAUGCCAACAUGUUCACAAUCAUGUAUAAAUAGAUUGGUAGUUGAAAUUCCACAACAACGAUGCCAAGAAAUGUGUAUGCCAUCAUGUUUACCAUCAUGUACUCAACAAAUUGUUAUACCAAUACAACAAAAAAAAUGUAUUGAUCCUUGUAUGCCAUUAUGUCAUUCAUCAUGUACAUCACAAGAAAUUAUCAUAACACAACCAGUUCCAAUGCCAUCAUGUGGUGUACCACAAUGUCCAACCUGUGCUCCUGAUUGUGUAUCAAAAUAUAAUGUACAUGUUGGUGUACAACAAAAUAAAUGUCAUGAAGCUUGUCAACCAUCAUGUCAUAAUAGAUGUAUUGAAGCUAUGUCUAUGCUUGAGAUUCAAGUUCAGGUACCACAAAAAAGAUGUCAUGAAGCAUGUUUACCAUCAUGUAAUAGUAGAUGUGUUGAAGCUGUAACAAUGUUUGAAGUUCAGGUAUCAACACCUUCAUGUGGUAUUCCUGAAUGUCCACGUUGUGAAAAAUCUUGUAUUGAAAAAUUUAGACCACAAUCAACAUGUCAUUAUGCUUGUCGUCCUCUCUGUACACAACAAUGUAUUCAAUAUGUUCAAACAAUGGAAGUAAAAAUAACUCCAUCUUGUGGUAUUAAAGAAUGUCCAACAUGUGAACAAAAUUGUGUUGAAAGAUACCGUACUCAAGUAUCAGUUCCUACUCAAAGUUGUAUAUCAUAUUGUCAACCACAAUGUACUCCACAAUGUAUUCAAGCAUAUGCUCAUAUUGAAGUGUCAUCUAAUAAUGGUAAUGGUACACCUAGAAAAUUAAAAUGUACUUCUGUUCCAUGUACCUGUCCAGUUGGAUAUAUACAAUGUAGUCAGAAUGACUGUUGUUUAAUGUAUUUUAAUAUGGCUAAAAAAUAUUUAAAUAAAGCAAGAAAACAACAAAAAUCUGAUACUAAUUUUGAGAAUGAUUAUUUUCCAAAAAAAAGUAGUUUUCAAAAAGGUUAUAUGAAAGAUGAAAGUGGUAUUAAGAAAAAAAGUAAUAAUGCAAAAAAUUUGACCAAUUCAAAUGAAAAAAAAAAUUGA
This is a messenger RNA of Strongyloides ratti, 1524 nucleotides long. RefSeq lists its product as hypothetical. The coding region runs from base 1 to 1524 and encodes 507 amino acids. NCBI's taxonomy places the organism in Eukaryota, Metazoa, Nematoda, Chromadorea, Rhabditida, Strongyloididae. The transcript has 5 exons. The record is from RefSeq and is a predicted model, not a curated record.